Fomitopsis serialis is the source of this 2939-nucleotide messenger RNA. RefSeq names its product coatomer subunit gamma. Gene Ontology annotation, cellular component: endoplasmic reticulum; Golgi membrane; endoplasmic reticulum-Golgi intermediate compartment. Lineage: Eukaryota; Fungi; Basidiomycota; Agaricomycetes; Polyporales; Fomitopsidaceae. The record is from RefSeq and is a predicted model, not a curated record. The transcript has 13 exons. Gene Ontology annotation, molecular function: structural molecule activity. Bases 42 to 2774 code for a protein of 910 amino acids. Gene Ontology annotation, biological process: intra-Golgi vesicle-mediated transport; endoplasmic reticulum to Golgi vesicle-mediated transport; intracellular protein transport.
GUUGUCUGGAACGCGCACAUUAUCCCGCUCUCGUUGCCGUCAUGUCUCUAGUCUCAAAGAAGGAUGAAGAAAGUGGUCUGAGCACCUACUACAAUAACAAGACCACCGUCAUCCAGGAGGCACGCGUGUUCAACGACUCUCCCAUUAGUCCGCGAAGAUGCAGGGCACUGCUCACUCGCAUCGUGUUCUUACUCUAUGUCGGGGAGACCUUUGGUACGCAGGAGGCGACGACGCUGUUCUUUGGGACGACGAAGUUGUUCCAACAUAAGGACAGUGCCCUCCGGCAGAUGGUGUACCUGGCGAUUAAGGAGCUGGCCAGCACGGCGGAGGACGUGAUCAUGGUAACGAGUAGUAUCAUGAAGGACAUGCAGCCCAACUCGGAGGUCAUCUACAGACCAAACGCGAUCCGGGCAUUAUGCCGUAUCAUCGACCCGUCUAUGGCGCAAGGUGUAGAGCGGUUCUUCAAAGCAGCGAUAGUCGACAAGAACCCGUCCAUCUCCUCUGCCGCGCUUGUCUCGGCCUACCACCUGUUUCCUAACGCAAAGGACGUCGUGAAGAGGUGGGUGAACGAGGCGCAGGAAGCGGUUAGCGGCAAGUCCUCCGGUUCCUUCUUUGGCGGGAACACUGGCGGCGGUUACCUUGGAUGGGGAGGCUCGUCCUCGCAACCCACGAACGGAUAUUCGCCUGUGCCAUCUACCAGCAAUAUCACCCAGUACCAUGCGUUGGGUCUGCUCUACUUGAUUCGCCAGCAGGAUCGUAUGGCAAUCACGAAGAUGAUCCAGCAGCUGGGUGGAGGGAAAUCGGGUGCCGGAACUACGCUCAAGAACCCUAUGGCGUUAUGCAUGCUCAUCCGCUAUGCAGCGAAGAUCAUGGAAGAGGACCCGAAUAUGCAGAGACAGAUGUUCGACCUCUUGGAAGGCUGGUUGCGGCACAAGAGCGGCUGCGCCAUCUGUGAGAUGAAGGGAGUUACUGCCCAGCAGCUCACAAGGUCUAUCGCAGUGCUUCAACUCUUCCUUUCGUCUCCAAAGUCUACGCUGAAGUUCGCUGCAACCCGGACAUUGGCAGCGUUAGCUGUGAACCACCCUCAGAGUGUGGCUGCUUGCAACAUGGACUUGGAGAACCUCAUCUCGGACCAGAACCGCAGUGUUGCAACCUACGCCAUCACAACCCUCUUGAAGACUGGCAACGAAGCCUCCGUAGAUCGCCUCAUGAAGCAGAUCACAGGCUUUAUGAGCGAGAUCAGCGACGAGUUCAAGGUCAUCAUCGUCGACGCCAUCCGCUCGCUCUGCCUCAAGUUCCCGUCCAAGCACGCGUCCAUGCUCGCCUUCCUGUCGGGUGUGCUCCGCGAUGAGGGCGGUUACGACUUCAAGCGCGCCGUCGUCGAGGCCAUCUUCGACAUGAUCAAAUUCAUCGGAGACUGCAAGGAGCAGGCGCUCUCACACCUAUGUGAGUUCAUCGAGGAUUGCGAGUUCACAAAGCUCUCCGUGCGGAUCUUGCAUCUACUUGGUGCGGAGGGCCCAAAGGCGCCGCAGCCGACGAAGUAUAUCCGGUAUAUCUAUAACCGUGUGGUGCUGGAGAACGCUACCGUCCGCGCUGCGGCGGUAGCGAGCUUGGCGAAAUUCGGCCUCAACGGAUUGGAUGAGAAGCUGGCUAGCAGCGUCAGGGUCCUUCUCAACCGGUGUCUGGAUGAUGUGGACGAUGAGGUCCGGGAUCGUGCUGCGCUCUAUUUGAAGGUGUAUGAAGAUCCGCCACUAGUAACUACGUACGUAAAAGAAGAGUCGAUCUUCUCCCUCGGUGCCCUCGAGUCAAAGCUGGUGUCAUACAUGAGUGAUCCCGAGUCCUUUGACAAGCCCUUCGAUACUUCCUCAAUACCUAAAAUCAGCAAGGAUCAGGCUGCGAAGGAGGUCGCUCGUCCCAGCAGUUUGGACACUAUCGGUGUGCCUUCGACAUCAAAGGCCGCAACUCCUCCGCCUCAAACGGCUGCGGAAACGCAGUCCGCAUACGCACAGCAGCUUAUAGAUGUACCAGAGUUCGCAGACUAUGGCCCUGUGCUCAACAGCAGCUCCAAGCCUUCCCAGCUCACGGAGGCAGAAACAGAGUACCAAGUGUCAUGUGUCAAGCACAUAUUCAAGGAGCACGUUGUAUUCCAGUUCAAUGUUGCAAAUACGAUUCCGGACACAGUUCUGGAACAGGUGUCAGUCGUGAUGCAGUCACAGACAGAGUCGGGACUCACAGAAGACUUCAUCAUUCCUUCGCCCACACUAUCACAAGCGAAUCACCCGGAAUCCCCAGAAGAUUACAUCUUGGCAUCGUUCCAAUGUGUCCUCAAGUUCGUCAGCAAAGAGGUGGACCCAUCGACAGGCGAACCCGAGGAGGAGGGCUACGAAGACGACUACCAGCUGGAGGAGACCGAGCUUGCUGCGGGCGACUACAUCAUUCCCAGCUACGCGACUUUCUCGUCAGAGUGGGACCGUAUGCGCGAUGGGGCAACCGCAACGGAAACCUUCGCCCUAUCUGCAAUGGAGUCCAUGAAAGCCGCAUGCGACUCUAUCGUCGAGAUUCUCAAUAUGCAGCCGCUGGGCGGCACGGAGGAGCCUCAAAACCCGACCGUGCAUACAUUGCAACUGUCUGGCUUGAUCCCAGGCGGAGGCGGGAAGGUGCUCGUACGGUGCCGGAUGGCCUACUCAAAGGCGCAGGGUGUCACGCUGGAGCUGGCCGUCCGCGCAGAACAGCAGCAAGCUUGCGGACUGGUGAUCACAGCUAUCGGUGGUUGAGUUACCGUGUAGACGAGGCCUUUUCGCGUUGUUGGAUGUGUAUCGGACGUUUGUCGUAAAUUCCCAGUAUCUAUUUGUGCAUGAGAGGUGGUGGAGGCAAACGAGAGCCGUUGUCCCACAGCUGGGUGGUCUUUGAGUCUCGACGCGGGGCGAGUGAGAAAGCUG